UUUCUUUCUCUUCUCUUUUGUCUCUUUUUUAAUUUUUGUGUUUUUACUCGUCGUUCUAAUUGGUUUAUCUAAUCGAUUGUUAACCAAAUUAGAUUUCAACUGUAACCACCUUUCAACAUAUUGACCAGGUAAAGUAGUGAUUCCCUUUAAUUCUUGGUCAAAAUGGCGGAUUUGGAAGCUGUUUUGGCUGAUGUUAGUUAUCUGAUGGCGAUGGAAAAAUCAAAGUCAACUCCAGCCGCACGAGCCUCCAAGAAGAUUGUUUUACCCGAUCCCAGUGUUCGAAGUGUGAUGCAUAAAUACCUGGAUAAAAUGGAUGAAAUCUCCUUCGACAAGAUAUUCAACCAGAAAUUAGGUUUUUUGUUAUUUAAAGAUUUUUGUGAAAAUGUAUGUGACGUUGCGGUACCACAGUUAAAAUUUUAUGAAGAGAUUAAGAGCUACGAAGAACUGGAAACAGUAGAGGAAAGGCGGAAAGCCGCCCGAGGAAUCUAUGACAAUUUCAUUAUGAAAGAACUGUUAUCACAUUCACAUAAUUAUCCUAAAGAAGCGGUUAAUCAUGUACAAAAGUCUCUCAUGAGAAAUGAGGUUCCUGUGACUUUAUUUCAACCUUACAUUGAAGAGAUUUUUAGCCAAUUAAGAGAUGAUAUUUUUAGGAAAUUUAUUGAAAGUGAAAAAUUUACAAGAUUCUGCCAAUGGAAAAAUUUGGAAUUAAACAUCCAAUUAACCAUGAAUGAUUUCAGUGUUCACAGAAUCAUCGGAAGAGGUGGUUUUGGUGAAGUCUAUGGUUGUAGGAAGGCAGAUACUGGCAAAAUGUAUGCGAUGAAAUGUUUGGAUAAGAAGCGAAUUAAGAUGAAACAAGGAGAAACCUUAGCUCUAAAUGAGCGUGUAAUGUUAUCUCUAGUCUCUACUGGUGAAGACUGUCCGUUCAUUGUUUGCAUGACGUACGCUUUUCAAACACCAGAUAAAUUAUGUUUCAUAUUGGACCUUAUGAAUGGCGGUGAUCUCCAUUAUCAUCUCUCUCAGCAUGGUGUCUUCAGUGAACAAGAGAUGAGAUUUUAUGCUGCCGAAGUCAUCCUUGGUCUUGAACAUAUGCAUAAACGCGGUGUUGUGUACAGAGAUCUCAAACCAGCUAACAUCUUAUUAGAUGAACAUGGUCAUGUUCGCAUAUCAGAUUUAGGUUUAGCCUGUGAUUAUUCACGUAAAAAGCCUCACGCUUCUGUGGGCACUCAUGGUUACAUGGCACCAGAAGUAUUAGCUAAAGGAACACCGUACGAUUCAAGUGCAGAUUGGUUCUCCUUAGGAUGUAUGUUGUACAAACUGUUGAAAGGCCAUUCUCCCUUUAGACAGCAUAAAACUAAAGAUAAACAUGAAAUUGACCGAAUGACCAUGACAAUGAAUGUUGAACUCCCAGAUACCUUUUCUCCUGAACUGAAAUCUCUCCUUGACGGACUUCUUUUACGCGAUACUGAUAAAAGGUUAGGGUGUAAAGAAAAUGGAGCGGAAGAAGUAAAAGAUCAUCCAUUUUUCAAAGGAAUCGAUUGGCAAUUGGUUUAUCUACAAAAAUAUCCUCCUCCUUUAAUACCUCCACGAGGUGAAGUUAAUGCUGCUGAUGCCUUCGACAUUGGCUCGUUUGACGAGGAAGACACUAAAGGAAUUAAAUUAUCUGAUUCAGAUCAAGAGUUAUAUAAAAAUUUCCCCGUUGUAAUCAGUGAAAGGUGGCAGCAAGAGAUUGCUGAAACAGUUUUUGAUACCAUCAACAUGGAAACCGACAAAAUUGAACAAAAACGUAAAGCCAAAACAAAAUGUAGAUUUGAAGAUGAGAAAGAAUCUGAUUGUAUACUUCAUGGGUACCUCAAGAAGCUUGGUGGACCUUUCGGGUCGAAUUGGCAUUCAAGGUAUGGUAAAUUAUAUCCCAAUCGACUUGAACUCCAUAGUGAAUCUGUUAACACAAAACCUGAACUCAUAUUUAUGGAUCAAAUUGAAGACAUCUCACCCGAAUAUGUUCAAGUUAAAAAUGAAAAUGCAAUACUUGUCAAAUUAAAAGGUGAACCCGGAAAAGAUACCAAAAUUGUGUUGACCAAUCCUGAUGAAAUCGGAAUUAAGGAAUGGCUUCACUCCUUAAGAUCGACUCACAAAGACUCUGUGGAGCUUCUUGGUAACAUGGCUAAGAAAGCGACCAAAAUUUAUGGAGCCGAAAAUCGUACAACACCAGCCAAUAUUCAGCCUCCCUCAGGACUUAAUACCAGUACCGCUGCAGCUCAUGUGACCAAUGUUUUGAGUAAUCGUAACAGUAAUUGAAAAAUUGUGAAAACAACUCAAUGUUGAUCAAUUAAUUUGGAUCAACAAAAUCAAAAAUCAUCUUUUUUUUUGAAUAAUCGUCUUUGCUGUUAUAUUAUACAACAAAAAGGAGAAAGCAUAAAGUCCUUCAAUCAAAGCUUAAGUGGAGCUUUAAAUUUACAAAGAAGCACCAAAUUGAAACAAAUCAACUCGAUAAGAAGAAUUGAUUUGCAUAGCUACUUCGUUCUAUAUAUAUAAGAGAAUCAACAUUCAUAACAUGCACAUACACAGAAAACAACAACAAAACCAAAUUCAUAACUAACAUUUCACUCAUUAACUUCAUUGAGAAAGAAAACACCGCAUCUUCAUUUUCACAAAUCCAAACAACUUAUACAUACAAAAUACAUAGAGAGAUUUAAAUUCGUAAAAAAAAUCAACCUUCUCUGCUCUUUUUUGCUUCUUCUUCUCUAUGUAACGUAAUAUUCAUUCUCCUCGUUCUAUUUGUAACAUCACCAACAGUUUCUCGAUGAUGUAUGGAUCUUCAUCUUCAUCAUCAUUUUCAUAAUUAUUAUCAUCUUCAUUCUCAUCA
Panonychus citri (citrus red mite) is the source of this 2863-nucleotide messenger RNA. It is a transcript of the gene Gprk1, whose product is annotated as G protein-coupled receptor kinase 1-like. Gene Ontology annotation, molecular function: G protein-coupled receptor kinase activity; G protein-coupled receptor binding; ATP binding. NCBI's taxonomy places the organism in Eukaryota, Metazoa, Arthropoda, Arachnida, Trombidiformes, Tetranychidae. Bases 163 to 2295 code for a protein of 710 amino acids. The transcript has 5 exons. The record is from RefSeq and is a predicted model, not a curated record. Gene Ontology annotation, biological process: G protein-coupled receptor signaling pathway; regulation of signal transduction; protein phosphorylation.